UAUUAUUACAAGAAGAACAACAUCAACAACCGAAACGGUGCAUUGGUCCGCCCGAGCGCGCGGCGGUCGUCGACCACGGCACGGAGUCGCGCGCGACGCACCGAAAGAGUGAGUGUUAUAAAAGCUCGUGUCCAUCCGCAUUCUCGAAACAGCCGACUAACCGGACUACGGACAUCAUGGCUAGCACCGCAAUACUACUGGGCAGAUAUUCGUCGCGAUCCGCGGAUCUGCCUCAUGACCGACGUAAUAACCGGGUCCCCGUCAACGGUGGGUCCACCAUCGUUCUCGAUAGAUCGGACUUAUUUAGCGUGUCACCCAUUUGUCCCGGACUGGCUCUCUGCGGAGCUCUGUCCAUUUACACUGAUAAGGAGACGGUGGCCGCGCUCCGGCCAACGUGCCUGAUCAAUUGCGCCGGCGAACUGCCAGACACGCCGCUACCGGACACCGUGCACAGGUACCACAAGGUACCGGUGGCGGACACCCCAGUUACCGACCUUGGACCACACAUGGACACGGUUACUGAUCUCAUACAUCAGGAAUAUAUUUCUGGAGGUACGACAAUAAUACAUUGUGCAGCUGGAGUGAGCAGAUCAGCUGCUUUUUGCAUAGCAUACUUGAUCAAAUAUCGUGGUAUGACCAUGAAUAAUGCAUAUCGUCACGUAGCUAAAUGCAGACCCUGUAUAAAUCCAAACACAGGAUUUAUUAGUCAGCUAAUAGAAUUCGAAGAAAAAUACAGAGAGGAAUAGCCGUGAAUAAAAUAACGUUCAUAAAACACAAAAAUCAUUCCAAACAUAAAUAAUUAUUGUAUUAUAUCUUUGUAUAUAACUAGUUUUGUAAGCUUUUUAAAUGUUUUAAUUCCUAUAAAUGAUAAUUUUCGUUUAAAAUUUUAAAAUUGUGAAUGUUAUGAUUGUAUCAUCGUAAAAUGUAUAUGAUAAUAUAUUGUGUCUUUAAAGUGUUAUUUUUAAUAAAUAUUAAUAUUAAUAUACCUACAA
This is a messenger RNA of Aphis gossypii (cotton aphid), 992 nucleotides long. RefSeq names its product dual specificity protein phosphatase 14. Lineage: Eukaryota; Metazoa; Arthropoda; Insecta; Hemiptera; Aphididae. The coding region runs from base 177 to 746 and encodes 189 amino acids. Gene Ontology annotation, molecular function: protein tyrosine/serine/threonine phosphatase activity. Gene Ontology annotation, cellular component: cytoplasm. Gene Ontology annotation, biological process: protein dephosphorylation. The transcript has 3 exons. The record is from RefSeq and is a predicted model, not a curated record.